AUUAAACUUUUUCGACUCAUUUCGCAAGAACCAUCAGAUUACUGCAGACAUGUUUACGACAUUGCUGUGUACGUAUGUCGUAUUUUUGUUAUCAUGUCUAGUUUAUUACCAUUACAAGAAGAAACUAGAAUACUGGAAGAAAAAGAAUGUGCCGCAUUUGAAACCUAUGCCUCUGUUGGGCAACUACAAGGACUAUUUAUUAUUGAAGGAGAUCCCUGGUGUCAUCUUACAGCAGAUUUGUGAGAAGUUCCCCGACGAGCCAUUCAUUGGCGCCUAUUAUGGCACGGACCCCGCUCUAAUCAUCCAGGAUCCUGAAUUGAUUAAGUUGGUGAUUACAAAGGACUUCUACUACUUCAACGGCAGGGAAGUAACUGCAUAUAACGGAAGAGAGCCCGUCACUAAGAAUGUAUUCUUCUCGUGUUGCGACGAAUGGAAGGUUUUGCGGCAGAACCUCACGCCUCUGUUCACCACUGCCAAAAUGAAGAAUAUGUUUUAUCUGAUAGAGAAAUGUACUCACGUCUUCGAAGACGUACUUGAAAAGAAAGUAAGUGCUUCGCAAACAGUUAUCCUCAACAAUUUGAUGGCAUCCUUCACCAUAGACUGCAUAGGUUCGUGCACAUUCGGCUUAGAAACCAACGUGAUGAGGAAACCCGAGAACAAUCCUUUUAGAGAAAUCGCAUUUGCGAUAUUCGAGAAGUCAACGUACCGUGGAAUCAAGAACGUGAUGCGCAACGUCUGGCCCGGUUUAUUCUAUCUCUUGGGGUUAAGGUUCUUCCCAUCACAUAUAAAUGAAUUCUUCGUGAGGCUACUAACAGAAGUUUUUGAAAGCCGCCAGUACAAGCCGUCGCCAAGGAACGACUUCGUCGAUAUUGUCUUAUCUAUGACUAAAACUAAUCGUAUAAUCGGAGAGGGUGUGCCCAACUUCAAAACGGGAGAGGUCAAGAAAACCUCCAUAGAGGCGACAAACGAUUUGCUAGCAGCUCAGUGUGUAUCGUUCUUUGGCGCAGGGUUCGAGACGUCGGCGACCACGUCCAGUUUUACACUGUAUGAACUAGCUAAACGACCAGAUAUUCAAGAGAAGGUUCUCGAAGAAGUUGAUACGUAUAUUAAAAAGUACAACAACAAGUUGAACUACAACGUAGUGUCCGAACUGCCGUACUUAGAUGCCUGCAUCGAUGAGGCACUGCGUUUCUACCCGGUACUUAGCAGUCUGAACCGCGAAGCUAUGGCUGAUUACACGUUUCCCACAGGACUCAAAGUGGAGAAGGGGAUGCGAAUCCACAUUCCAGUGUAUCAUCUACAACGUGAUCCCAAAUACUUCCCUGAGCCUGAAGUGUUCCGUCCAGAGAGAUUCCUAGGGGAAGAGAAGUUGAAAAUCAAUCCACACGUAUACAUGCCGUUUGGAGGAGGUCCCAGAUUCUGUAUUGGCAUGCGGUUCGCGAAGAUGCAGAUGCUAGCGGGGCUGGUGACUAUCUUGAAGAACUACAGGGUUGAAAUGGACUCCAGUACACCCCAGGAGGUUCAAUUCGACCCCCGCAUCCUAGUAACGCAACCCCUAGACCCAAUUAUGGUCAGAUUUGUACCUCGAAAAAUAAAAUAAGAAAUUGUUUA
This is a messenger RNA of Manduca sexta (tobacco hornworm), 1611 nucleotides long. Its product is annotated as cytochrome P450 6B2. Lineage: Eukaryota; Metazoa; Arthropoda; Insecta; Lepidoptera; Sphingidae. The coding region runs from base 50 to 1600 and encodes 516 amino acids. The transcript has 2 exons. Gene Ontology annotation, molecular function: oxidoreductase activity, acting on paired donors, with incorporation or reduction of molecular oxygen; heme binding; iron ion binding. The record is from RefSeq and is a predicted model, not a curated record.